UUCGUGUAGAAGCGCCGACGUCUCCCCCUACACUUUAGUGGUUCGCUCCGCUGAGUGGUGGGCGGUGUUUUCCCCUCAGAGCGCUGCGGCUCUCGUGCUGUAUACAGCGUUGCUGCGGUGAUUGUCUCGCGGACGUACCGAGUACGUUGAGGCGGACGGAGAAACGUAUUUCUUGGAAUGCUACAAGACGCGGAGGACGUCGUGUCGUGAAGUAACCGAAUAAGCGGCCGGAUUUCUGUUUCUCGUUCGGCGGCGCUGGAAGCAUGUAGGGAAACAGCCUGCUGGAGGGUCUACCGUGUAACUGGUUAAUUACGAUGGGCAAUUAAAGCGUCUCCCUGGACGGACGUCAGGCGGGCGAGGGUCCGGCCCAGCCUGAAGCAUGGAGGAGAGCUGCAACGAUCGGGCCAACCGGGCCCAUGGCCUGUUCGACCGCUUUGUCCAAGCCUCCACCUGCAAGGGGACCUUGAAGAGCUUCCAGGAGCUCUGCGACUUCUUGGAGCUGAAGCCUCAGGAGUAUCGCACCUUCUACUGCAAGUUAAAGUCCAGUCUGAACUACUGGAAAGCCAAAGCCCUGUGGGCUAAAAUAGACAAGAGGGGCUGUCACCGUGACUACAAGAAGGGGAAAGCUUGUGCCAACAGCAAGUGCGUGAUAAUCGGGGCUGGCCCCUGCGGCCUGCGCACAGCGAUCGAGCUCAGCCUUCUGGGGGCCAGAGUGGUGGUCUUGGAAAAGAGAGAUGCCUUCUCUCGGAAUAACGUCCUGCACCUGUGGCCCUUCACCAUCCAUGACUUGCGUGGCCUCGGGGCCAAGAAAUUUUAUGGAAAAUUCUGUGCCGGAGCAAUUGAUCACAUCAGUAUCCGGCAGCUGCAGCUCAUGCUCCUGAAAGUCUGUCUGAUCCUCGGCAUCGAGAUUCACGUGAAUGUAGAGUUCCAGGGUCUGAUUGAGCCGCCAGAAGACCAGGAAAACAAGCGUGUUGGUUGGAGAGCAAAAGUUCAUCCCAAAGACCACCCGGUGUCAGAAUAUGACUUUGAUGUCAUCAUUGGAGCUGAUGGGCGAAGGAACACGCUGGCAGGUUUCCGGCGCAAAGAGUUCCGUGGUAAGCUGGCGAUCGCCAUCACUGCCAAUUUCAUCAACCGGCACACAACAGCAGAUGCCAAGGUGGAGGAGAUCAGUGGCGUGGCCUUCAUAUUCAACCAGAAGUUCUUUCAGCAGCUAAGAGAGGCGACAGGAAUUGACCUGGAAAACAUCGUCUACUAUAAAGACGACACUCACUAUUUUGUCAUGACGGCCAAGAAGCAUAGUUUGCUGGAGAAGGGGGUCAUCUUGCAGGAUUACGCCGACACCGAGAUGCUGUUGUCCCGCGCCAACGUGGACCAGAAGGCGCUGCUCAGCUACGCCAAAGAGGCCGCCACAUUCUCAACCAACCAUCAGCUACCUUCCCUCGAUUAUGCCAUCAAUCACUACGGGCAGCCAGACGUGGCCAUGUUUGAUUUCACCUGCAUGUACGCGUCUGAGAACGCGGCGCUUGUUCGUGAGAGGAACAGUCACCGGCUGCUGGUGUCCUUGGUUGGGGACAGUCUUUUGGAGCCUUUCUGGCCCAUGGGAACUGGCAUAGCACGUGGCUUUCUGGCCGCCAUGGACACGGCUUGGAUGGUACGGAGCUGGGCUCAGGGUGCUAGCCCGCUGGAGGUGUUGGCAGAAAGGGAGAGUAUUUACCGUCUUCUCCCGCAGACCACCCCGCAGAACGUGAGCAAAAACUUCAACCAAUACAGCAUCGACCCGACCACUCGGUACCCAAACGUCAACCUGCAGUUCCUUCGCCCCAACCAGGUGCGUCACCUGUAUGCUACCAGCGAAUUGAAGGAUCUGAACAUACAGAAUGGGUGCCUUGUGAACUCGCGCACGCCCAAACUGGGGAGGAAUGAAUCCGUCGCCCGCUCCAGCAAGCUCCUCGGUUGGUGUCAGAAGCAAACAGAAGGAUAUUCGGGAGUGAAUGUUACGGAUCUCACCAUCUCCUGGAAGAGCGGUCUAGCCCUUUGUGCCAUAAUCCACCGCUUCCGUCCAGAGCUCAUAGACUUCGACUCUCUUGAUGAGCGCAACGUUGAAAAGAACAACCAACUGGCCUUUGAUAUCGCUGAGCGGGAGCUGGGGAUCUCCCCCAUCAUGACCGGGAAGGAGAUGGCUUCCGUGGGCGACCCGGACAAGCUGUCCAUGGUUGUCUAUCUCAGCCAGUUCUACGAGAUGUUCAAGGAAACCCCCAACUCUGAAGAUGCCGCUCAUGGUCAGGACGAGAAAGCGGCCCUCCUGUCCAACACAAAGUCCCCCAUGUACUUUCUGAGUAAGCUGGGACAAACCAUAUCUCGGAAACGCACUCCUAAGGACAAAAAGGAGAAGGAAAUGGACGGAAAAAGAAGAAAAACAAGCCAGUCAGAAGACGAGGACGCUCUGUGGACACAGCAGGACGAACGGCCUUCGGUAGCGAGUGCGUCAACCGAACGCCGUAUGGACACCGCCGUAGGCAACCAGAACAAGGUGAAAUCUAUGGCAACGCAGCUCCUGGCCAAGUUUGAAGAGAAUGCCCCGGCCCCCAACGCCGUUCUUCGCAAGCAGAAGCCUCUCUUACCCUAUCAGCUGCGUUUGCAAAACCAGCCCAUUCACAGAAAGGCAGAGCCUCAGUGGAAACAGCCCAGGGAUAGCGAGCGUUCGCGAACCUGCCCUAAAAAGAUCAUCACUCUGUACACGGGAUCCUCGCCUGCUCCUCGCCAUGUUAAGACUAUCCCGGUGUCUUCCAGUAUCCGUUGGGAGCCGUGCUGCCCCCCGGAGAGGCUUGACUAUGAGCCUUCCCCUCGCUCUCCAGUCAACCAAUGGCAGCAGAGCUCCGCCCUGCGCGCCGCUGAGCGGCCCGCCUCCCCCUCGUCAGACUCCCUUCGACAGAGGUAUAUAAAGAUGUAUACGACUGGCGUGAGUUCAUUAGCUGAGCAGAUAACAAAUCAGCUUCAAAAGAAGGAGCAACCCAAACCCCUGUUUGGGAAGAAAGUGGCGUCCUUCAGGAAGGAGUUCCCGCAGAACGUGGGUGGAAGCGACGUGUGCUUCUUCUGCGGCUGCCGCGUCUACGUGAUGGAGCGGCUGAGCGCCGAGGGGAAGUUCUUCCACCGCACCUGCUUCAAAUGCGACUACUGCGGCACCAUGCUGCGCCUGUCCAGCUACGCCUACGACCUGGAAGACGGAAAAUUUUACUGCAAACCUCAUUACUGUUACCGGCGUUCCGGAUUCAGCCAACUCAAGAAGCCGGCCGCCCCUGCGCUUCCCUGCAAAGAGGCUAAAGGGGUAGACAAGGAUAUCCCAGAUGCAGAAGAACCAGGACGAGCUUCAUCGUUGCCCCCGACUGCCGCCGAGAAGACCCCAGGCCCCAGCAUGAAUGGCGUCGAGGAUCACAAUGUAAGCAAACGCCUGCGAGCCACGCCAGAGCGCAUCGAGCUGGAGAACUACCGCGUGUGCCUGCAGCGCGAGGAGCUGGAAGAAGUGCCCGAGGAGACCCUGGCCGAGCAUAAUCUGAGCAGCCUUAUGGAUAAAGAAGGGGAGGAAGCGGAAGCAGCCAGCAGCAGCUCCGAGUCCGAGAUGGACGAAGACGAGGAAGAGGAAGAGGAGGCUGAGGGACACUUGCCUUCCUCGGACUUGGGUGGAGUGCCUUGGAAGGAGGCCGUGAAGAUUCACGCCAAGCUGAAGGGGAAGAGCGCGGAGCCGGUGGAGGAAAAGGAACCCGCAGAAGAAGAGGAAAGUGAGGAGGAGGAGGAGGAUGAAGAUGAGGAAGAUGAGGAAGGUUCUAGUGAAGAGGGUGAGUAUUGCCCUUGGGAGAGAGAACUCCAGCAGGGUAUGUGGCUCCAGCGUCUCUCAGAUGAAGAUACAGUCGGUACAUUUAAAGCUGGGAACCUCAAGCUUCAACAAGCCUUGUGCCCCGUGGACCCCUUGGAGAUUAAGGCGGACGUCCACUGGACACAUGUCCUCAGUGUUCAGGAGGAGCGGGAAGGGGUUAAUGCGGAGGGAGGAGAUCUGAGUGUGUCUUCCCCUUCUAAAGAGCUUAAUCUUCCCUCCCACCAUCAUGAUCCCGUAAGAGCGUGGCUGGAAUCCAUUUCUGGAGCUCCGUGUGAGGAAGGAGAAGCAGAGGAGGACGAGUUGGGCACAGGUCCUGCAGAAGCUGAAGCAGGAAUGGAUGGGGAUACCUCUGCAGACCUUGGUGAUGAUGAUGAUAUUCCGUCGGACGCCGAGGCUGCUGAGAGAUUCCCGCAGUCCGAGAAGAUGACGUUGAAACUGGAUUUAGACGACGAGCCCCCGUUUGUGCUGCCGAAGCACGACACAUUUUUUGGCCGGGUCACAGCAACUCCAGAUGACAGCAUAAGGUCUGUGAUCCAGACUCCAAGGGAGGAAAAAGAAAAGGUUCCUCUGGUGUCUCCUCUGGAGCCAAAGUCUGCUCGGGAGAGAUUCUUUCAAGAUCUCCUCUUGCCGGAAACCACCAGCGCCAAAGCAGAGUCUCCGGUGGAGGUUAAUAAGAAGACACCUCUUUCUCCGGUUCGCUCCCAGCCGAUAGCGUCACAGGAGCUUGUUGUACCCGUGUCACCCGUGAAACCUCCGUCCGUCUUACCUUCUGCAAGGUCACUUCAGUCGCCGACGGUCCCUAUUUGCUCGCAGCCUUUGCCAUCCACAGAUGUAGCCAUCACCACUCCUGCCAAGCCACCUGUAUGUCUCCAGCCAACUCCUGUUAUCACGUCUACUCCUCUGGCUAAGCCGCCCUUUACGGACGCUGUCAGGGAAGCUGAGAAACCGACCAGCCCCAACGCAGAAGAGGCGCUCAAGCGCAUUGACCUCAUCGAGGAGUUCUGGAUGAAGAGCGCAGAGAUCCGACGCAGUCUAGGGCUGACCCCUGUUGAUAGAAGUCAGACGCCGGAAGUCAGCUUCCCUGCUGUUGUGUCCACUACUCCUAAAACAGAGCUUUCGAAGCCCAGCGCUGAAGAACUGAAGUCUCCUGUGAAGCCACAACUUAUUCCCAGGAAACUCAAUCCAAACAGGCUAGAUAUUGACUUACUUUCGCCUCUGACCCCAAUAUCACCUUCUGAUAAGGAGCUGAAGAGCUCAGAAGGGGAGAGGAAGGACAUUUCCACCAGUUCUGGCUUGGGUCUCAAUGGUAGCCACUCAAACACCCGCACUGCAGGCAGCGAAAGUUUCAACACUUCAGACUCGGCCAUGCUCACGCCUCCCUCCAGCCCUCCUCCUCCUCCACCACAAGGGGAAGAACCGGCUACUCUCCGCCGAAACCGGGCAUCUUGGCAGAAUGCGCCAGAGUCGCUUCCACCGCCUGCCCGUGCCAAGGCCAAGUCUCCUGAAACUCCACAGCCUGCGUCGACGGUCGAAGAUGUGCGAAAGUCUUUUGUCGAGAGUGUGGACGAGAUCCCGUUUGCGGAUGAUGUCGAGGACACGUACGAUGAAAGGACGGAUAACUCCAGCCUCCAGGAGAGAUUUUUUACCCCUCCGACCAGCCUCGUCAAACCAAUGAGAAAAGGCGUUGGUAAGGAAAAUGGCGGACUUCCGUCCUCGCUGGAGAGGGGGCAUCACAGAAAGAGAGAACUCCCACAGGUCACUCCAGAGGCCAAGGAACGAGCCGAGGAGAGGAUGAGGGCAAGGGAGAAGUCUGUAAAGAGUCAGGCCCUGCGGGACGCAAUGGCACAGCAGCUGGACAAGAUGAAGCAUCUUCCAACUACGUCAGCUGCCGCGUCAUCUAAAGGGUCAUCCACCAUACUUGCCAGCGAACUCUACUCCGAUGUGCCCAAGACCAGAGUUAAACCUGAUGCACCCACUUUGAAACUAGAGAGCCCGAAUGAGCCGCUGCUUUCUCCUCCAGCUGCCGAAGGCUCCGUCACCUCAUCGGAAGGUUCGGGUGGCAAACCCAAAAAGAGACCUUCGAUCUUCUCUCCGCGUAAGAAGGAGAAAAAAUCAAAGGGAGAAGCCGGUCAACUUUCCGAAAAGCAGGAAGAUGGCACCAAGCCCAAGUCAUUAUGGAAGUCUGUCUUCUCUGGAUAUAAGAAGGAAAAGAAGAAGAAGACGACGGCAGAGGACAAGUCUUCUCCGAGUACCCCUUCUAGCAGCACCACUGUGGACUCGGGGAAAGGCAAAGUGGCCAAUAUGGCUCGCGGAGCAGAUCUUGCCUUUAGACGUCACUUGAGCUUCUCUGAGGACUCUGACGUGUCCAGCGACGACGUUCUUGAGAAAUCAUCCCAGAAAUCCAAGAGGGAGUCGGUGUAUGUGCCUCAUGCCUUGGCUUUCAGGAGAUCGUACUCAUCAAAGAAAACCUACACUGAAGAAGAACUGAACGCCAAGCUCACAAAACGAGUCCAGAAGGCCGCCCGCCGGCAGGCGAAGCAAGAGGAGCUGAAGAGAUUACACAGAGCACAGAUUAUUCAGCGUCAAUUAGAACAAGUGGAGGAGAAGCAGAGGCAGCUUGAAGAACGAGGUGUGGCGGUUGAGAAAGCCCUCCGCGGAGAAGCAGACUAUUGGGGAGAGUCAUGUUACAGUGACCUCAUCGAUUUGCAUCUGGGUGUCGAUCCCUUUGCUGGGACUCCACGCCGUAGACCUCUCUCCUUCUGCCCUUGCUGUGCACACGAAGGCAUGAGUAAGAAGGAUGAUCCCAAACUGAUGCAAGAAUGGUUCCGCCUGGUGCAGGAGAAAAACACACUCGUGCGCUACGAAUCCGAGCUUAUGAUAUUCGCCCGCGAGCUGGAGCUUGAAGACCGGCAGAGCCGCCUGCAGCAGGAGCUGCGCGAGCGCAUGGCCGUGGAAGAUCAUUUAAAGAGCGAACAGGAGCUGGCGGACGAGAAGAGAAUUUUGAACGAGAUGCUGGACGUGGUGGAGCAGAGGGACGCCUUGGUGGCUUUGUUGGAGGAGCAGAGACUUCGCGAGAAGGAAGAGGACAAAGACCUCGAGGAAGUCAUGUUAUCUAAAGGUUUCAACCUGAAUUGGUCCUGAAAACGCCUCGUCCUCCUCCUCUUACU
Spea bombifrons (plains spadefoot toad) is the source of this 7038-nucleotide messenger RNA. RefSeq names its product microtubule associated monooxygenase, calponin and LIM domain containing 3 (gene MICAL3). The record is from RefSeq and is a predicted model, not a curated record. Lineage: Eukaryota; Metazoa; Chordata; Amphibia; Anura; Pelobatidae. Gene Ontology annotation, molecular function: protein binding; FAD binding. The transcript is spliced from 42 exons. The coding region runs from base 380 to 7012 and encodes 2210 amino acids.